This is a messenger RNA of Aspergillus glaucus CBS 516.65, 2640 nucleotides long. RefSeq lists its product as uncharacterized. Lineage: Eukaryota; Fungi; Ascomycota; Eurotiomycetes; Eurotiales; Aspergillaceae. Gene Ontology annotation, cellular component: membrane. The transcript is spliced from 3 exons. The record is from RefSeq and is a predicted model, not a curated record. The coding region runs from base 1 to 2640 and encodes 879 amino acids. Gene Ontology annotation, biological process: proteolysis. Gene Ontology annotation, molecular function: serine-type endopeptidase activity; palmitoyltransferase activity.
AUGCGACAACCCACCCAUUACCCCCUAUCGCCUGAGAUGAUGGAAGUACCAAUCGAUCCGGAAGGGAAGAGGAAGAAGAAGAAGGGGUUCUUUAGGAAGACGCUGCCAUGGGUGACCUAUCUCUUGACAAUAAUUCAGAUUGUGGUGUUUAUCGUGGAGUUGGUAAAGAAUGCCCAAUUCACAGGAUCGCCCAUCGAAACCAAACCCUCAUUUAACCCGAUGAUCGGUCCAUCGCCGUAUGUCCAGAUCUACAUGGGAGCGCGGUACGCACCAUGCAUGAAGAACAUCGCCAAUGUGCAGAAUUCCAGCCAGACUAUCACUUGGAAUUGCCCCAACAGCACAGUCACCAAUUCAAUGGACUCCAGCAACCAGUGCUCAUUGUCUCAGGUGUGCGGUUUUAACGGAGUUCCAAACCCCGUUCCUGGAGGGUCUCUCGACGAUAAGCCAGAGCCCGACCAAUGGUACCGAUUUAUUAUUCCCAUGUUCCUGCACGGAGGAUUCGUCCACAUCGGGUUCAACAUGAUUGUGCAAUUGACAAUGGGAGUGGACAUGGAGCGCAUCAUCGGUUGGUGGCGGUAUGGCCUGGUCUACAUUGCUAGUGGUAUCUUUGGUUUUGUGCUGGGUGGAAACUACGCGGGUCAAGCCAACGUUUCGACCGGUUGCUCUGGCGCUCUCUUCGGUAUUUUGGCUUUGUUCAUCUUGGAUCUGCUGUACAGCUGGAAAGAACGCCCAUCACCAUUCGUCGAACUGGUCAUCAUGAUCCUGGGUGUGGGUAUCUCUUUCGUCCUGGGACUGCUUCCCGGAUUGGACAACUUCUCCCACAUUGGAGGUUUCAUCAUGGGUCUUGCUCUUGGACUCUGCGUCAUGAGAUCCCCCAAUGCCCUCCGCGAACGUAUCGGUCUGGCCCGCAACCCGUAUGUCGCUAUGAGCGGUGGUGCGGGAGCUGCUCCAGACGACAACAAGGCCACCACCCCUGGUCCCAGCUUCGUGGACUAUUUCAAAGGUCGUCGGGGUUUAAAUGACCAGCACUCUUCGAUGAAUCCGGUCAACUUCUUCAAAGGCCGCAAGCCGCUAUGGUGGGCAUGGUGGUUGGUGCGAGCUGGUGCUCUGGUUGCGGUGCUAGUUGGGUUCAUCUUGUUGAUUAUCAACUUUUACAAGUACCCUACGUCGAAUUGCGACUGGUGCUACCGGCUGAGUUGUCUGGUAAACGUGCCGACUUCGCUUCUCGGAAUCCUCCUCUACAUCUGCCUUAACGCAUCGUAUUCGGUUGCCGUAUUCACAAACCCCGGAACGACCCUGACGAGCAAUUCGCGCGGACGAUAUGAAUACAGUGCCUUGCCUGUCACCGAACUCCCCGAGUAUACGGCGUACACGGUUAGUUCGACGGGCUCAUCGCGAUUCUGCAAGAAAUGCCAGACCCCGAAGCCGGACCGCGCGCAUCACUGCUCCACGUGCAAGCGGUGCGUUUUGAAAAUGGACCACCAUUGUCCGUGGUUGGCGACUUGUGUUGGGUUGCAUAAUUACAAGGCGUUUUUGCUGUUUUUGAUCUAUACGUCGUUGUUUUGUUGGGUGGAUUUCGCGGUUGCGGUGGCGUGGACUUGGUCGGAGGUUUUUGGGGAUACGCAGAAUAUGGAGGCUAUUUUGCCGGUGAAUGUGAUUUUGCUGGCGAUUCUGGGUGGUGUGAUUGGGCUUGUGUUGACGGGGUUCACGGGGUGGCAUAUUAGUUUGGCGGUUCGGGGUAUGACGACUAUUGAAUGUCUGGAGAAGACGCGGUAUGUGUCUCCUCUGCGGAAGGCACUGGAUCGUCAUCGGUACGAGCAUGUACUGGGUGCUAGUCCGAACAACCAUAGCCAUGAGUCUGGAUUUGGUCCUGAGGGUCUUGGUCAUCGUCUACAGGACUACGGGCACCAAAUCCUUGAUGCGCAUGCGAAUGCAAUUCCGGGCGUUACCCGACCUGAGGAGGGAGAGGAACAGACGCCAGACCCGUCGAUUUAUUCCGGCUCUACUGGGGUCCCGAUGGAUAACCUCUCGCCUGCGCAGCAAGCACUAACCCGUUCCUACGCCGACCUCGAACGACAGCGCGAAAACGACCGCUACCAGGAAUACUUGAACGAAGAGGACAGCCAGAAAGUACCAAGAGCGUUUGACCUAGGCUGGCGGCGAAACCUCCUCCAUCUCUUCGGCGACCGACCUCUUUUCUGGGCCGUGCCAGUGUGCAACACCACCGGCGAUGGCUGGCACUGGGAACCAAGCCCUAGAUUCCUCGAAGCCCGCGACGGAAUCCGCCAACAGCGCGAACAAGACCAGGUUGAGCAACAAAAAUACCAACGGGAUCUGUAUCUGCGGAACAUGAACAACAGCCAGAGCUGGCUGGGUGGAAGUGGAACAAUGCCAGAAGAGCCUGAACGGCCUGCUACGGGGGUGUCGAUGAAGACUCUGGCUCCUCUGUCGCCGCGCCCGAGACCGGGGGAUAGCGAUUAUGAUGAUGACAUUGAGGAGGAGGAUCAUCAUCUGCUGAAUCGGGAUAGCAAUAAUGUGCUUGGUGGAGGUACACGGUAUCCGGGGCGGCCGCCGAAGAGUACGCCGAAGCGGUAUCGGCAGAGUAAUAGUGCGUCUGAUGAAUGGCGGGAUUGGGAAUGA